This is a messenger RNA of Tetranychus urticae (two-spotted spider mite), 1255 nucleotides long. RefSeq names its product ADP-ribosylation factor-related protein 1. Gene Ontology annotation, cellular component: Golgi apparatus. Gene Ontology annotation, biological process: Golgi to plasma membrane protein transport; protein localization to Golgi apparatus; intracellular protein transport. Gene Ontology annotation, molecular function: GTPase activity; GTP binding. The record is from RefSeq and is a predicted model, not a curated record. NCBI's taxonomy places the organism in Eukaryota, Metazoa, Arthropoda, Arachnida, Trombidiformes, Tetranychidae.
AUGUUUUCCUUAUUUUAUGGAUUAUGGAAAUACAUAUUCAAAAGAGAUGAGUUUUACGUGUUAAUUCUUGGUUUAGAUAAUGCUGGUAAAACUACUUUUCUGGAGCAGACUAAAAUUAAAUUUAAUCGUAAUUAUAAAGGUGUUAAUCUCAACAAGAUAACCACUACAGUUGGAUUAAAUAUCGGAAAAAUUGAGUACAAAGGUAUUGUAAUGAAUUUUUGGGAUCUUGGCGGACAACAUGAGCUUCAAUCUUUAUGGGAUAAGUAUUAUGCAGAAUCUCAUGGUAUAAUAUUUAUAAUUGAUUCAGCUGAUAUUGAAAGAAUUGAGGAAUCAAAGGCAGCAUUCGAAAAUAUGAUUACAAAUGAACAUCUUGUUGGUAUUCCAUUAUUAAUCGUAGCCAAUAAGCAGGAUAUUCUGGAAGCAUUGUCACUCGAUCGGAUUAAAUCAAUUUUCAAAUCAUCUGCUCCUCAAAUUGGGAAACGAGAUAUACAUUCAAUAUCUGUCUCUGCGUUAAAUAGUCAAGGCAUAACUGAAAGUAUUGAUUGGAUGACCAAUUGUAUAAAACGUAAUGUCCCGAGUAGACCCCCUAAUAACGCUGAAGAAUAGUUCGUGCCAUCGUAUCUAUUAGCCAACUAAGUGCAUUUAUUGCUGCUGGUUACUCAAGAUUGUGGUUCAUCCGUUGAGGAUUUGUGAAAAGACACUCAAGGAAAGAAUGUAAAGAAGAUAAAUUUCAUGGGUAUUCAAAGUUGAUGCCAAUAUUGAUAAUAGCUCAUUGUUUUUGAUUCGGGCCGAGGGAAGUUUAUCUGGACGAAGAUGAAUUUGUCAUCAUCUACUUUGACAUGAUUAUGGAAAAUGUUAAUGAAUGAAACUUUUGGAGUAUGCAAUAUUGCAGAUAAAGAUGGACCAAAUAAAUAUAGCCUCAACACUCGUAAAGUCCAUCUGAUCGACCUAAAUAUUAUCUCUGAAUCGAGAUAUUGAGCUCGCCAAAAAGUAGGAUCCAGUUGAUGGAUUGCUGAUUCUUUGGGAUUUCUGAAAUGAAUUUGGGAACAAUGAAAAGUGCGAAAGUGCGGAGACAAAAAUUGAGUGGUUAUUAUCCAUAAAGAUACUUUUAAAGAUAAUUUGAGGAUGUAAUCAACAAGUACAUAAUGGAUGUAAUAACUGAAAAAAGGGAAAAAUUCAGUUCUACUGAUAUUCUUGUCAUAAAUGUUGUUUUUGUUUCUUAUGGAAUAAAAUCGUUGGUUUAAUGUCUCAUCAA